CGGUUGUUGCUUCUCUGAAUUAGCCUCUUCAUCUGCCAUGGCUCACAGCAGAACCCAGUAGCUAGCGAGACGAGAGCUGGCACUCAACACAUCAUUCUGCCGUCGGGAGAGGAAAAAGCUCCUGUCAGAUAUAUCCUUAUCAGGAUUGGAAGAAACAGUGUUGCUGGUCACAACGUCAUUUUAAGAAAGUUCCCUGGUUUGAUUCUGUAUAUCUCAGACCUAACCAAGCACCACACAUACUGAUAUCUCAGACCUAACCAAGCACCACACAUACUGAAGUGCAAUUCAUGGGAGCGGUCUGAACCCUGGAAAGUUUUGUAUCUUUUGCCAGGGUCGUUUUUGUUCGGGGACUCAACAGGUUUGUUGUUGUUGGAGUCUACUUGAGCAGUGGAGCCUGAGGACAGGGGAGGAUGACGACCAUGCAGAGACUGCUGCAGCUGCCAGUGAAUGCGGUGAACAUGGUGAAGACGGUGCAGAGCCAGGUCCAGGGACAGGAGGAGGCCAAGAGCCCUGUGUUGACCCCAGAUGGGAUCCAGCAGAACUGGUACAACGCCCUGCAGCCUGAUGAGCUACGCCACCUUCGCUCUGGAGGAGGAGGUGGAAGAGGAGGAGGAGACCAGGAAGAGCAGGCCCAUCUGGAAGAGGGUGGAGGAGGUGGGGGGUCCAGUGCCCAGACCCAGCCUCUGCGACAUGAUGACUUGAAGGAGAUGUUGGACAGCAACAAAGAUUCCCUGAAGCUCGAGGCCAUGAAAAGGAUUGUGGCUAUGAUAGCAAGAGGAAAGAACGCCUCGGAUCUCUUCCCAGCGGUGGUGAAGAAUGUGGCCUGCAAGAACAUUGAGGUGAAGAAGCUGGUCUACGUGUAUCUGGUGCGAUAUGCUGAAGAGCAGCAGGACUUGGCCCUGCUCUCCAUCUCCACAUUCCAGCGGGGGUUAAAGGACCCUAACCAGCUGAUCAGGGCCAGCGCUCUGCGUGUGCUCUCCAGCAUCCGGGUCACCAUCAUCGUGCCAAUCAUGAUGCUGGCUAUCAAGGAGGCAGCAUCCGACAUGUCACCGUACGUCAGGAAGACGGCCGCUCAUGCCAUUCCCAAGCUGUACAGCUUGGAUCCUGAGCAAAAAGAUCAGUUGAUUGAGGUCAUUGAGAAGCUCCUUGCUGAUAAAACCACGUUGGUUGCUGGCAGUGUCGUCAUGGCCUUCGAGGAGGUUUGUCCAGAGCGCAUUGACUUGAUCCACAAGAACUACCGCAAGCUGUGCAACCUGCUGAUCGAUGUUGAGGAAUGGGGCCAAGUGGUCAUUAUCAACAUGCUCACUCGCUACGCAAGGACGCAGUUCCUCAACCCUAAUGUUAACGAGACACUGCUGGAGGAGGCUGGGGGGGAGAAGGCAUUCUACGGCUCAGAUGAUGAUGAAGACGAAGAUGAGGAGGAGAAAGAGAAGAAGGCGGAGCCCGCCGCCUUAUCUAAGAGGAAGCCAUACGUCAUGGACCCAGACCACCGGCUGCUGCUUAGGAACACCAAGCCACUGCUGCAGAGCCGGAAUGCAGCCGUGGUGAUGGCUGUAGCUCAGCUAUAUUUCCACCUGGCCCCUAAGGCGGAGGUGGGGGUCAUUGCCAAGGCCCUGGUGCGUCUCAUGAGGAGUCACAGCGAAGUCCAAUAUGUUGUCCUUCAGAAUGUGGCUACCAUGAGCAUCAAGAGAAGGGGGAUGUUUGAACCUUACUUGAAGAGUUUCUACAUCCGCUCCACCGACCCAACACAGAUCAAAGUUCUGAAGCUGGAGGUGCUGACUAACUUAGCCAAUGAGACAAAUAUAUCAACAAUUCUGAGAGAAUUCCAGACAUACAUUAAAAGCAUGGAUAAGGACUUUGUGGCUGCCACCAUCCAAGCCAUCGGCCGUUGUGCCACCAACAUCGGGGAGGUUAGGGACACGUGUCUGAACGGGCUGGUCCAGCUGCUGUCCAACCGCGACGAGCUGGUGGUGGCAGAGUCUGUGGUCGUGAUCAAGAAGCUUCUGCAGAUGCAGCCAGAACAGCACAGUGACAUCAUCAAGCACAUGGCCAAACUCACUGACAACAUCCAGGUGCCCAUGGCACGAGCCAGCAUUCUGUGGCUCAUAGGGGAGUACUGUGAGCAUGUGCCCAAGAUCGCCCCAGAUGUCCUCAGGAAGAUGGCCAAGACAUUCACUAAUGAGGAGGACAUUGUCAAGCUUCAGAUCAUCAAUCUGGCUGCAAAGCUCUACCUGACUAACUCCAAACAGACCAAGCUGCUGACCCAGUACGUGUUGAACCUGGCUAAAUACGACCAGAACUACGACAUCCGUGACCGCGCCCGCUUCAUCCGCCAGCUCAUCGUGCCCACCGAUAAGAGCGGAGCCCUCAGCAAGUACGCCAAGAAGCUGUUCCUCGCCCUCAAACCCGCGCCUGUCCUCGAGUCUCCGUUUAAGGACCGAGACCACUUCCAGCUGGGCUCCCUGUCUCACCUGCUGAACACCAAGGCUGGCGGCUACCAGGAGUUGUCGGACUGGCCGGACGCCGCCCCUGACCCCUCUGUCCGCAACGUGGAGGUGAAGGAGUCUGUUCUUACGCUGCUCGAAAGAGUCACAGCUCUAACCAGUGUGCCCGAGUGGACCAAGUGCAGCAGCCGAGAGAAGAGGAAAGAGAAGAAGGUGGAGAAGCCGUUCUACUCUGACUCAGAAGCAGAGUCAGGGGCGACAGAGUCAGCUGACUCCGACUCGGACACGGCCAGCAGCUCUGCUAGCCCCAGUGGCAGCGAGGAGAGCCCGUCUGGGUCAGAGAGCGAUAACAGCGAAGACGAGUCAGAGUCCGAAGAGGAGGAAGAUGAGGAGGACGAGAGGAAGAAGAAGAAAAAGGAGGUUAAGAAACCAGUGCGAGAGAGUGAAAGUGAGCAAAGCAGCGGAGAGGAAAAGAGGAAACCAGAGAGGAAGAUUCAGCCACGGAAGAUAGAAUCGGAGUCAGAGUCAGAGGAAGAAGAGGACAGCGAAUCAGAGAGCAGCAAAUCAGAAGAGUCAGAAGAAGAGUCGGAGUCUGAGACUGACAAGAAGAAGAAGAAGAAGAUCCUAUCUAAACCUCCUUCUAAACCACCCAAAAAAGAGAGCAAGAAGGAGAAGAAAGAGAUGUCCCUGCUGGAUCUUGAUGACUUCGAGCCCAGCCCAUCUCCUCAAGUCACGCCUGUGAACAACUUCCUGUCCAGCAGUCUGGUGACGGACCUGGAGGGCUUGUCGCUGUCAGACAGCGUUCUGUCCCCUACCAUCACCCCAUCUGGAGGCCUGAGGACCUACGAGCUGCUUCACCGCAUCACUGGUGAGGGCCUGUCAGUGGAGUACUGUUUCAGCCGUCAGCCUUUCAGCCCCGACCCUCACAUGGUGGCCGUGCAGAUCCAGUUCACCAACAGCGCCAACACCGAGGCCAAGAACCUGCAUGUGGAAGACGCCAAACUGCAGUCUGGCAUGAGAAUCAAAGAGUUCACAGAAAUCGAGAUGCUACCAGCUGGCGAGACAGUUACAGUGGUGAUGGGUAUCGAUUUCUGCGAUUCGACGCAAGCUGCAAACUUCCAGCUGUGCACUCACACCAAGAAGUUCUUUGUGUCGAUCCAGCCCCCGGUUGGAGAGCUGAUGAUGCCUGUCUUCAUGACGGAGAAUGAAUUUAAGAAGGAACAAGGUCAGCUGAUGGGUAUGAACGAGAUCUCAGAGAAGCUGAUUCUCGGUGAGAGGUGCCAGGGCGAGCACACCAUCGUCCAGAGGGUGACCACGGCCGCCAGCCUCAGCCGGGUGCCCUGUGGGUCCGACAGGGAAUGCAGGUUUGCAGCAAAGACAGUGACCAGUGGCAGCUUGGUGUUGGUCACUGUGGUGGCCAGACAGGAAGGUGCUGCCCAGCUGACAGUUAACUGUGAGAAAAUGGUGAUCGGUACAAUGCUGGUCAAGGACAUCCUUCAGGCUCUGACCCAGUGAUGACCCGCUGGUGACCCAGUGAUGACCCGCUGGUAACCCAGUGAUGACCCGCUGGUGUUGUAUUGACCCCCACUUCUUUAUAGCUCUUGUAUCGUCUCAGCUCUCACAUACACACAGCUAUGCCCACACCUGAGCUUAAGAGUCCUAGACUUGCAUACAUAUUUUUGCAUUUGGGUACCAGAACAAAUUACAACCUUACAUAGUCCUCAUGAAAUCCAGAAUGUUAUUGCAGUGCACAAUUUGCAAUGACAAUCAGGCAUAGAAAUUCAGUUUGUCCUUUAGCUUGAGUUCUCAAUACAUAAUGUUACAGCCCUGUUUCAGAACGGCUAAUGAUGUACAAUAUAGCUGCAAGAGAGUUACACAUACUGUAUGUGUUUAAUCUCACGUUAGACAGUUGACCAUGUUGUUUCAAGUGAGCGAGAAUGUAGCAUGCAGAAAAAUACCAACUCACAAGGCCUUGUCAGACAGGAACGUACUGUAAUAUGAUCAAUAUUGUGACAGGAUAUAGAAUCUAAGAAAAGAUGGUAAUUCGUUAUUUUGACAUUUCCUUCAAGCCUUUGUCAACUGGAUUUUCAAUAGAGCCCUCAUUUCAAUACUGGUAGUAUGAUUGUUAAUGCUGAAUCGUUAUAUUUGUGAGAGUAAUAUAUUCCACUCUACAUUUCUAGUCAUUUAGCAUCUCGGAUACCUUUCAAACUGUCAUACAUGGAGAAAUUAUUUAAUUAGAGGACUAGCAGACUAAAAAGUAUGGAAAUUAUAUAUAUAUAUAGUAUAAUGUAUGUCCUUAAAGUGUGAUGUGAAAUAUUGUUCUGAGAGGCAGUGACAUGGCGUGUGAAGUGAAGACCUGUUCUGUUCACUCGUGCCCUUGUUCUGCCUUUCCAAUGACUUCCUUUUUUCUUUACUUAAGUGAGAUAUUAUUUUGAAAUGGUAGAUAAUCUACACUAGACUUUAAUGAUGUUACACAGUUCUCUACUGAGUUAUGAACCAUCUUCUUGAACUUCCCUUGUAUCAUACAUCCCACCUGCAUCUUGAGGAGGAUUGAAAACACACUGAGAGGUCACUAAUGCAUCAGGUUUAAUUCUAUAUACAUCAAUUUCUCUGUCUGUAGGUAGACAUAUUUGGGAAAAUCACAGCCCCUUGCAUUGUUUCAUUUUUGCAUCUAUUUAUUUACUUAUUUAUAUAGAAAUUAUAAUGCUUCAUUGUUUUUCAUUAUCGCCAGUAAAACAUUCCUAAUUGCAAACAUCAGUCACUGUUACUGCAGUCAUUGUACAAUUAAUGAAUGUGUCACUUAGUGUCACUUAAAUCCACUUGGUAAGAGGGUGCUGUUUAAAUGACACAGUUGAAUUGCAUUAAUUGUCCAUAACCACCUAAUACAGUGUUUAACUCAAAAGAUAAAAGCUUUCCCUCUCAAAGUGAUAUCUAGCAAGAAAGGAUGACCUGAGUAACCUUUAAAUGGUUAUUAUUUAAAUGUAUUUCUGAUAUAAAGACAAUGCGUUAUCCAUGUGUGGUUGUGCAAUAAUGUGGUGUAUAACGUUGCAGCUUUAUUUAUUAUUCUAAUGAAAAUAUAAAUAAAAUA
Osmerus eperlanus (European smelt) is the source of this 5532-nucleotide messenger RNA. RefSeq names its product AP-3 complex subunit beta-2. The transcript has 28 exons. Bases 411 to 3959 code for a protein of 1182 amino acids. Gene Ontology annotation, biological process: vesicle-mediated transport; anterograde synaptic vesicle transport; intracellular protein transport. The record is from RefSeq and is a predicted model, not a curated record. Gene Ontology annotation, cellular component: AP-3 adaptor complex; membrane coat. Lineage: Eukaryota; Metazoa; Chordata; Actinopteri; Osmeriformes; Osmeridae.